AUGCCUGCCGCCCAACAACAGAUCAUCGUGAACGCGGGUGGCCGGGCCACCAUUCUGGCCCCCGCCGACAAUCGCCCCCGGGCUCUGCGAAAAAAAGAUGAGAAGAAGAUUCAGAAGAAGCGGCAGGCCCGCAAAGGGCUGGAGAGCAAGGCCAUCUCUGGUGAGGCGCUGCUGCGCGAGGCCGAGCGCCUCGAAAGGGCGGCCGCGGCGGAGGAGGCGGAGGUGAAACGAAAGCGGGAGAAGGCCGCGGAGCUGCGGCAGAAGGCCGAGGCCCUGAGCAAGGGCGAGGAUGUGGGGGCGGCUCUCGCGCUGAGGGUGAAGGAGACCAGGGACGAGAAAGGAUUCCACCUGGUGGAGGUUGAGUCGGCGCGGCUGGAUCAAGAAGGGUAA
Aspergillus uvarum CBS 121591 is the source of this 390-nucleotide messenger RNA. RefSeq lists its product as uncharacterized. The coding region runs from base 1 to 390 and encodes 129 amino acids. The transcript has 4 exons. The record is from RefSeq and is a predicted model, not a curated record. NCBI's taxonomy places the organism in Eukaryota, Fungi, Ascomycota, Eurotiomycetes, Eurotiales, Aspergillaceae.